AUGCCUGAGAUUGCUGCAGGCCAAGAGCUGCUGGUGAACGGUGCUCACUCUGUGGGGCUGCUCGCCACAGAGCAAGAGGCCAUGGCACAGCGUCUGCAGGCGCUGCUCAAGGCGCGCAGGCGUGGCAAUGAGGAGGUCAUCCGCCAAGGCUCGCCAUGUGAGGCCAUCCCGGAGCUCGGUGGACAGAAAAAAGCAUCACUGGCCGGAACGGGCAGCAGCAACGCUGCUGCAGCCUCCGCCCCCGCCAUGCUUCUACCCCAUCUACCAACCACUACGUCCCCACACGAGCUCCUAUCCAAGAUCCAGACGGUGCUGGGGGCGGCCCACUACAAUUGUUCUACGUCUUGGGACGAAGCACGGGUCCAGCGCCUACUCGCUCUCGUAAACCUUUCGUACCCGGGCCUCGAGGCCGUGGAACAAGCGGCCAAGGCAGAGCAGUGGAUACUGGCAGCGGACCACCUGCUGGCCUACUAUCAAAACAGCCCGGAUGGUGCCUGGUGGCGGACAGACGUUCUCCCGUCGCCUUCACAGAACCGAUCCGGUGGAGCUGCAGAUGCAGCUUUGAAUGACACCUACACGUUCUACACCGUGGCGGCCCACGUGCCUCGCUUGGCCGAUGGCGGCAACACCAUCUACAGCACACUCUUUGCGAACCUCGUGUGUGAUUGGGCCGACCAUGUCCCCGAGGCGCACGCAGACGUUAACUCGGGGCAAUGGCGCACCAUCGAGGCCGGCAUCCGCAUGUUCACAGCUUGGCCCAACAACUUUUAUGCUCUGUUGCGAUCGCCACAAUUUGGCAACGUGUCGCAAUUGUCGGCGCUUUGGGUCAUGGCUGAGCACGGCGACUUCCUCAGCAAGUACAGCAACCAAGGAAAUGCCAAUUGGCGUAGCAUGCAAUACAACGGACUAGCGACACUCAGCGUCGCCGUUCCUGAGCUUGCCAACAGCUCGAGCUGGUACGCCGGCACCAGUGCCGGCAUUCUGGCCGAUAUGCAACAGAACGUCUACCCUGACGGCGUGGAAAACGAGCAGACGAGCAGCUAUCACAAGGUUGCCACGGAUAAUUUUCAAAACUUUUACAACAUUAGUCAACUCGGCCACCGACCUGUGGCGCCAGAAAUUUAUGCGACGCUAGAGCGCAUGCAUACCUACCUGGCCUACAACAUGGACCAGCAAGGCAAUGCUCCCAUCAACAGCGAUUGUGAUCUUCAAAACAACCGCAACUACAUCAUCGAGGCCAGUGCCAUCUUUAAUCGCAGCGAUUGGCUCUACGUAGCCACCAACGGUGCUGCAGGCACCCAACCUCCAAACGCUUCAAGGCACGGGCCAUCCUCGAUGUUCCCCUGGUCGGGGCAACUCAUUAUGCGUAGCAACUACAGCUCUGAUGGUACCUGGGCGUGGCUCGACCUUGGCCCUUUCUCCUCCUCUGGACAUGGACACCACGACAAAUUGCACCUGUCUGUGCGGGCCAACGACGAGAUGUUCCUCGUGGACGCUGGUCGUUUCGCUUAUUCUGGAGACUUGGCCGCCAAGUUUCGGGGCUAUGCCACGCACGCACGGGGCCACAAUAUCGUUCAAUUGGACGACGCCAAUCAGGUGCAAACGCCAGCCGUUGCCACGACCCCGCUGAGCGCUGGCGUCGACUAUGAACUGGCGCUGGACCAUGACUUUGGGGCUGCAAGCACGACGUUUGCUGACAUUCAAGGCAAUGCCAGCCAUGCUCGCAGCGUGUGGCAUCAACGCAACGUGGCCUGGGUCGUGGUGGACCAGAUUGUGACCGACCGUGUGCGCAACAUGACGACGCUGUGGCACACUCACCCCAGCAUGGAGGUGUUUCUCAAUCAGACCAAUCAAGUUGUCGACAUUCGGGGUCGUAAAGGCCGGGUGCACGUGAUACCAUUUGCUGUGAACCUGACGCGCCAGGACGAGGCAUGGCUGGUGGCAGGUCAAAUGGAUCCGUACCCACAGGGCUGGUUCUCGCCCGUGUAUGACCAGUACUCGCCCUCGACCACCGCCAUGUACUCUAGCCAAAUACCGGCAGGCGUCACAACCACUGGCUGGAUCAUCAUUUACCGACCACUGCACGAUUGGGCGCGUAGCUUUCCCACAGCAACAGUGCAGCGCGUCUCAACGACCAGCAUCGACAUGCAACUGGAGUGGAAUGACCAGACCUUUCCCAUAUCCAUGCCCAUUCGUCAUUGA
Messenger RNA from Monosiga brevicollis MX1, 2202 nucleotides. RefSeq lists its product as uncharacterized. Gene Ontology annotation, molecular function: lyase activity. Bases 1 to 2202 code for a protein of 733 amino acids. The record is from RefSeq and is a predicted model, not a curated record. NCBI's taxonomy places the organism in Eukaryota, Choanoflagellata, Craspedida, Salpingoecidae. The transcript is spliced from 9 exons.